CCGGCGUCAGAGUCCGGGGUUUGGUCUGCGGGGCGAUCGAGUGCUGGACCGGUGGCGGUCCCGUGCGCCCCGGCCAGCGCGCGCCAGCAGCUCUGGGUACCCCAGGCCGAGGCGCCGGCGGCUGCGGCAGACCAGUAGGGUGGGCAGAGGGGGGCUCGGAGGGCGCCCUGUGCGCGGAGCAGGCGUGAGGCAACCGGGGGCCGGGACGCCAUGUCCAUGGAGGACCCCUUCUUUGUGGUGAAAGGAGAGGUACAGAAAGCAGUCAACACUGCCCAGGGAUUAUUUCAGAGAUGGACAGAGCUCCUCCAGGACCCUUCCACAGCAACGAGGGAAGAAAUCGACUGGACCACCAAUGAGCUGAGAAACAACCUCCGGAGCAUAGAGUGGGAUCUCGAGGACCUUGACGAGACCAUCAGCAUAGUUGAAGCAAACCCUAGAAAAUUCAACCUCGAUGCAACUGAAUUGAGUAUAAGAAAAACCUUCAUCACAAGUACUCGGCAAGUUGUCAGGGACAUGAAGGAUCAGAUGUCAGCUUCAUCUGUGCAGGCAUUAGCAGAACGAAAAAAUAGACAGGCACUCCUAGGGGACAGUGGCGGCCAGAACUGGAGCGCGGGAACGAUGGACAAAUCCGGGCGCCUGGACCGCGAGCUCCAGCUGGCCAACUCCCAUUUCAUCGAGGAGCAGCAGGCUCAGCAACAGUUGAUCGUGGAGCAGCAGGAUGAGCAGUUGGAGCUGGUCUCUGGCAGCAUCGGGGUGCUGAAGAACAUGUCCCAGCGCAUCGGAGGGGAGCUAGAGGAACAGGCGGUUAUGUUGGAUGAUUUUUCUCAUGAGUUGGAGAGCACUCAGUCUCGGCUAGACAAUGUGAUGAAGAAACUUGCAAAAGUAUCUCACAUGACCAGUGAAGAACGCUUUUGAAAAGCACGUUCUUUCUCCAUCAAGAGCAGAGAGGGGAAACCAGAGGGCUCGCAGACUUCCAGCCCCUGCGGCCCACGGCGCCGUCCCGUCCAGUCCCUGCAGGAGGAUGGCGCCCAGUGAGCGCAGCGGCGGGCUUCUCCCGGGGCCUCUGCUGCUGAGCAGAGGGCAGCUGCGGCCCCGGGCUGGCCUGUCCAGCUGUCCUUACCCGGCUCCCGGCCCUCACAGACAUGCUUGCACUUCCAGUGAGGAGGUCUUACUCUUGCAAGGCCCGCGCCAGGCCGUUAUGGAAGCGGGGACACCAGCCUCGCCGUGGGCCUCUUGCUGUGAUGCUCACUGCGAAGCUGCUGUCGGCUGUCGGGGCCAGAAAAUCAAGAGAAUUCCAAGGAGAACAGCCGUCAGAUGAGAAGAGCAGCGCAGAGAACCUCCGAGGCUCCGGCUCUUGAGGCCCAGUGCCGGGUCACUCACGGCGGGGCUGAAACCCCAGGCUCGCUGGCCCCUGGGGUCAGCAGCCCCGACGGUGCCCUCAGAAGGCCUUGGAGCCCCCAGCUUAGCUCCUCCAACAGACACGGGGGGCAUUUGCGGCGCUGCAUGCUGGACUUGGCCCCAGGGACAAGCGACCUCGGCGACGUAACAAGGUAGGCUGGUAGUGACCUGUCGUGUGCACCCCUCACCCCAGCCAUUUGGUGUUUUUUGCUUUUGGACGAACACUGAAGCCCUGAAAGACCUCCCGGGGGGUCUUGCCAUGGUCCUGCCAUCUACCUUUAGGCGGCACUUCUUCAUGAUGUUCUGGUCUCUGCAGAGAACAGGUGUGUGGCGGGGCGGGGAAGGAAGAAAAAGAACUUGGUUUCCCUGCGACAUAAGCUAAUGUGUUGGUGCUGUUUUCCUUCCCAUGUUACCUUUGUCCAGAAAUGCCCUUCCCCAAGGCUGUGUAGAUGGGAACUGUGCUGAGAGGGUGAUUUGUCCCAGUCACCUUCCCAGCUGCUUGGCGUGGACCUGUGAGAAAGUAUAUUUUAUCCCUUUUUUUUUUUUUUUUAAGGUUAUGAGUUCUUGAACCCAGAAGCCACUCGAUUAUCCAGGGGGUGAUAGAAAUAAGACCCCCCGGCAUCACUGUUCGCUAAGCAAAGCUCUCGGGCCUUGUGGUGUAGCCGCGUGUCAGCCGGGCACUCUGCAUGAGCUGGGCUUUCUGCCAGCCCUGGGCCGAGACCACGUUCACCGUUGUUCUUUCUGCUCUGCACAAAGUGGGCUUUAGCUGAGACCCUGCUCCCGAACGGGAAUCGCAGCCCUGUGGGUAAAGUGCGCUCUGGGAGAGGCAGAUGUCCUAGUCCUCAGGAAAAGAAAGUACCUGUGCAGGGCGGGGAGAGGCCAGCCAGGUGUCCCCCAUUAGAAUGAGUGACUGGAACUUGUUUGUAAGCUGGAUGUGGUUCCGUCCUAGCUCGACCCAGGCUGGGAGAACGCCCUGGGUAAGGGCGGCCUGGAAACCAGGAAAGGGCCAAAGACAGCAAGCUGUAAAUGAUUGUGGAUUCAUUUUUUUGUAAGUGGAAAAAUACGCUUUCACUGGCUCAUUUGUAAUCAGAAAUCAGUGUAAUGGAAAAGGCAAAUGUAUAAUAUCUGGCAGCACUCAGCAAGAUUAAACCAUUGUAUUUUUCUUCGAAGGAUAAAUAACCUACAGCGUUUCAUUUUUAAAUAACUAGAAGGUACAAACUAAAGAAGUGAGAUCAAAGAUUAGAAUUGCAAAUGCCUGGGUGAUUUCCAGAUGGCCCCCCCACUCCCCAGUCCUCAUGAGAAGAGCCCGGUGGUCCUGGUGCCAGUUUACGCCCCUCGCCACAGGUAGAUGCGUUCUUUUUCUACAGGCCGGGUUUCCAAGUGUGGUGUGGGCCCAGCCUCGGCGGCAUCGCCCCAGAGCUUGCUAGAAAUGCAGGUUCUCGGCGCUCCCCUCGGCUCUGCUGAAUCACAAACUCUGGGGUGUUCACAAGCCCUCCAAGGGCGUUCUGACGCCCAGUUUAGUUUCAGAAUCACUGCUACUGCAUCGUGGAAUUUAGGCUACAGUAAACCAUCCCUGCAUAAUAAAACCUCUUCCACAGCUUUGUGUAAUCCUGACAUUAAACAAACUGAUGACACUAUAAACUUGAAAACUUUUUAAAAAUACUUGUGUAAGAAAGAUCUCAACUAGCCGUCUUUCAAAGUGGUAUUUUUACACCCUGAAGUCUAUUAGUAAUGUUUCUUACUUCUGCUCUUGAAAUCAUGUUAUAGGUGUACAAAGAAUACUGUUCAGUAUUAAAAGAGAAAUGGAGAAACCAUGA
Molecule: messenger RNA, 3215 nt
Organism: Leptonychotes weddellii (Weddell seal)
Lineage: Eukaryota; Metazoa; Chordata; Mammalia; Carnivora; Phocidae
Source: RefSeq, a predicted model, not a curated record